GUAGGAUGAUACAAAAAAUACUAAAUGAGGCGGUUUGAAUUAUUUUCAUGUUCCGCUUACGGUUACGAUUUUUGUAGGACCGUAGUCGGUUGAUUUCUGACUGAAAAUACAUUCCAUUUAGUUUUAAGAAUUUUGUACAAAUAAUGGAGGAAGUAGAUUAUGAUGCAAUUCGCGAGAAAAACAUUGCUGAAAAGAAUGCCAUUUUUCAAGAUUUUUUCAAAGAAUUGAAACAGGAGACGUCUAUGAUAAAGGAAAAGACUUCAGCUUUGAAUACUAGGAGACGUACAGAAGAUAAAGAAAAUAUUACAUCUCGUAAACGACGCCGUACGACUGAUGAGAAUUUUGCUAUAAAAGGUAUUCACCUAGAAGUCCGGCGGAGAUAUAAUACUCGUAGUAGAUUAAAGAAGCAUAAAGAGUCUCUGAAUGAACAAGAUUCCAAUGAUGAUGAGGAGUCCAGUAACGAUGGUCCUAAGCUUAAAGUAUUAUUCCCAUGGGCUAAGCCUUUUGAAAGAACUAUUGACCUUAUGAAAACUGAUGUAUUCAUUGACGAAGAGGAGGAGGAUCCAUUCGAUGAAUAUCCAUUAAAACGAAGAAAAGUUCUGCAGCAUGUAAAUAAGUCUGUAUAUGAUCCAAAUAAUAUACCUUCACCCGAUGAAAUUACUCAGGAAAUGCUGGAUAAUAUUGCUGAAAAGAGUUCUGGCAAAACGUAUAAUAAAGCUGAAGGCACCAGUUGCCAUCAGUGCAGACAGAAAACAAUUGAUACCAAAACUGUAUGUAGAUCAGGAGAAUGUAUUGGAGUUCGUGGACAAUUUUGUGGACCUUGCCUACGUGGAAGAUAUGGCGAAAGUGCUUUGGAGGCUUUGAAAGAUCCUGAUUGGGCAUGUCCGCCGUGUCGUGGAUUGUGCAACUGUAGUAUAUGUAGAACCAGAAAUGGACAGCGGCCCACUGGUAUUCUCGCACCAAUUGUACAAGAAGAAGGAUAUUCGUCUGUCAUGGAUUAUUUACAAGUCGUAGACAAUUAAGCACCUAUAUUACGAUCGAAUCUUUAAUAUUUCAAGUAUAUUUUUGUAGAACAGGCUUUUGCCAUUACCCUCUUGGAAUUAAUGAAAAAGCAGGACCUUAUAGGAUGAAUUAUUCAACAGGAAAUACCAUUUUUUGUGAUAAGUUUGAAACUUGAUAUAUCUUUUAUAACAGUCCCUUGUUCAUACUCGGGCAAAUUGUAAACAAUCAUUACUUGAAAUAAUAUUUUCGUUUGUAGUAUCUUUACAAGAAAACAUGAACAGUUAUAUAAACGAA
Messenger RNA from Cephus cinctus (wheat stem sawfly), 1296 nucleotides. RefSeq names its product cell division cycle-associated protein 7. NCBI's taxonomy places the organism in Eukaryota, Metazoa, Arthropoda, Insecta, Hymenoptera, Cephidae. Gene Ontology annotation, biological process: regulation of DNA-templated transcription. The record is from RefSeq and is a predicted model, not a curated record. Bases 144 to 1022 code for a protein of 292 amino acids. Gene Ontology annotation, cellular component: nucleus. The transcript is spliced from 3 exons.